CAUCAGAAUUUAAAUAGCAAGAGACACAUUUACAAUCUUCCACCAUGUUUAAGUGCUCAACAGAUAUAAAAAAAAAUACUGUAGUAAUUUAUUUCAUUCUGUCGGUUUGUUUUGUGUUGUGUCUGUGAAUGCAUCUGUGAGAUAGUUCAUGGUUCUAUGCGUAUCUUUCUAUUAUGAAUGUUCAUUGUUCAAUUGGUUCAAUGGUCAAUGGUGUUUCGGUGUUCGUGUAUUGUUUGACUGCUACUGCUUGAGUUGCCAGUCCUAUUGUUUGACAUUGAAGAUUUAGAAAGUGUAUUUUCUACAUUUAUUAGAAAAUUGCUGACAGUUUUGUUUGAAGUAAAUCCAUUUCGAUGGAAUCUAUCAGAUACAUAAGUAUUCUGUGUUUGAAAUCAAAAUCAUUUUAAUAGGACAAACAAGAAACUAUUUUCUUGAUCGAAAUAUUGCCGUUUGAAGUUGAGUAGAGCGUCACGUGACCCACGCUAACCGCCAUCUUUGUGAGAUUUAUAAACAUCAAGCACCGGGAAUAGAGCUGUCGCUUAUUUUAUCUGAAAAGACAUAAAAGUGAAUAUUUUUUAAAGAAAUAUGUCAGAAUCAAGUAGUGUUGAAGUUAAAAAUGAAAGCUCCAACGAUGUGGACUCUAAGGCCCCAGAAUCAACGCCUGCAAGAGGCCGAAAGAAUCGUUUGUCAAUGUUAUCACGUGCAGCACUUGAAGGGGAAGCUAUUCUGAAGGGAAUGGGCCACAAGGAAGAUGGUACUACCGAGGGUAGACGUACAACGAGGUCUUCGACAAGAGGCACCCCCACUCCAGUUGCCACGCCUCCGCCCGCAAAGCGAGAGCGCAAGACUGCCUCCACGGGCUCAAGCGGCCGAGGAGGACGCCGAGGGAGGCCGAGAAAAACGGAACCAGUCGACAACAAUGACGACGGCAAAGAUGAAGAAAAGGAGGAUAAGAAAGAAGAAAUAGGAGAAAAUGGCGAAAAGCAGAAUAACAGCGAAGAUGCUGAAAGCACAGAGGCUGAUGAAAAGAUGGAGACGGACUCAGCUGCAAAUGAAACGAGUAAGAAGGAAGACUCGAAAUCAACUUCAUUAGAUAAUGGCCCAACAACUGCAGCAAAAUCAGAAAAGAAAGAGGACGCAGCUGAGCCACCUGCCAAGCCAGUGGAGCCCCCUAAAGAGGAGGCCAACGCCAAAAAAGAGGAGAAAAAAGAAGAGAAAGAAGAGUCUCCAAAGAAGGAGCCAGCAGCAGCCACCGCCCCUCAAACAGCAGCUGAACAGGACAAUGAGAAGAAAGAAGAGAAAGCGAAGGAGGCAAAUGAAAAGGAUGAGAAGAAGAGUGAGCAGCCUGACGUGAAAAGCAGUCCAUCAUCCAAGGAGUCAGCAGCAGCAGCACCGCCGGCCCAGCCAGCGUCGAUAGAACAGCCUGCACAAUAGGAUUGGAAACUCGAGUUUUGACAAGAUGGGAGCCUAAUUGAUGAAUGGAACUGAACCAUGUGCAGUGACCGAUACUCUGAAGACUAUUGUACAAGUACAAGAAGGCAGUUGCAAUUCAGUAUAAUUUCGCUUGGAUGUCAGUGUAAGUGUGUGUUGGUGGAAUCUAUCUUUUGAGGUUCUUAUGUAGGUGUGUUGACUGUUCAAUCAAGAAGGGAUUGAAAAGCUGUUUCACGAACACAGCUAAUUUAUAGUAAUUUUAUUUUUGUUUCUAGAUGUACAGAAAAAUAUUUGUGUUUUCAUUCAAUGAAGGAAAGAUGUAUAAUUAAUUGUACCGAUUAUUAGAAAUAAUAUCCCUCAAAUGAUGACUAGUUUUCUUUGUUAUAACUCGAGAGAUGACUUUUAGUGAAUCACCUUGUAUUAUUUUAUAAGUAAAAUAGACAGUAAUAAUGGUUGAUGAAUGGAAAAUGUACUUUUCACUGUAAAAAGUACCUUGUGUUUCGAAUGUUGAGAUGAAUUUUAUGAUUGAGAAUGAUAUUCUUUGCAGUGAUAUUGAAAUAAUAGCUUUUCAAUAGUAGUCAAGUACCUACAUCCUCUUCCAACAUCUGCAUUUAUUUUCCUUUCUUCAAAUGUCAACUUUUUCUACUAUACUUCAUGAAACUAGCGAACGAUCAAUCAUACAUAUGUAGUUGGAGAAAUAUCUGAGUUGAUAUUCUAGUAUUAAAAAGAACUAGUAAUUGUUAUUUCUCUUAUUUGAACUGACCUAGUGUACGGAAGCUCUUAUAAAAUUUUACUCAAUCGUAGAUACAUUUCUUCAUUUGGAUUACUGUAUGUGUGUGUUACAUCCUUCAUUAAUAAAUCAACUUUAACAUAAUUAUUUUAUUUGUAACCAUGUUUUGGAAUCGAUCUAUAGAUUGUUAUAGUAUGGAUUCUAUAAUAUACAGUUCGUCUGGUAUUAUUUCUGUUGCAAAUCUAAGACAUAAAGUAAAUCAUUAAAUUCUGAACUGUAUGGCUAUUUUCUUUGUAAUAACCAGCUAACGUCCAAAAACAAACUGAGGUCUUUCCAAAACAUUACUGAGUUCUCAUUAGCUCAUUAGUCAUUGUUCCUGAAAUCCAUUUUGACUUUGAAUCAAAUCGACUAUCACAUCACAUUUUCGUUUUCCAAUUUUAAAAAUGUCUCGCCGCAAUCAUGGGAUUAUAUCCUUGUGCUCUCAUAUGUAUCUCAAAUAAAUAAAUACUUGAAAUAUGUCUGCUAUUGAUAUUUUGAGCUAGUCUGCGCUACUGGUCCUGAUAAUGAGAUACAUUUAAAAUAACUUGAUUAAUUUCUAGUUAUUUAAAAAUCAUUACUUUACUCACUGCUUAUUAACACUAAUAAUAAAAAGCUUAAGUUCUUCCAAAAAAAUUAUCUAUCCACAUGUAAUUAUAGAAAAACACAAACGUCACAGUUGGAAAAAUAAUUUUAUAUUAUUUCAACUCAGUUUUUCCAUAGAACUUAUAUUAACUAUGUUUCCAAGCAGCAUAUUAUUAUUUUGUCCAACUAGUAGACAAAUAUAUUGUUUAACAUCUUCAUUAGAAGAUACAUAAUAACGAUAAUUGAUUUUUCUUCCGGUUGUAGUGCGUAACUUAUAAAUUUUUGAAUUGAAGGCCAGUGAAUUGCAACUAAGUAAAUAUGAAACGUUUUUGUCAGUUCCCAAACUUUUUAUAAUCAAUAGUUUUCGUUAUCUCUACAUUCCUAAGUGAAUACUCGUAGAAAUUUUAGCUUUACUGUACUAGUGAGUCUUUACUUCGAUUUUUUUAGAACUAGUUCUAGCAGAAAGGCCUACUCCUAUAAUAUUUGUAUUUAACAUUUUUGCCAUUUUUAUUAAUGAAAAUCAAUUACAUCGGUUGAAUUUUCUUGGUUGAUUUCUUAUAAAGUGGUAUAUCUUUCCACUGUGGUAAUUGAUAAUACUUGGUUACAUACUCUCUGUUCCGAAAAAUUUAAAAACUUUUUAUUACUUCCGAGUUCAAUGAUAUUUUUAUUUGUUCAAGACAAUAUUACUUUGGUAUGAGAUCGACUCAAUGAUAUUCACUUCAAUUAUAUUAUAGACAUAAUAUGUAAAUUAAUGUAAUUCCAUAACAUGAGACAUAUUAAAAAUAUUGUCACUCACUUUGUACAUACCUUUGUCUUGUAGAUUAAUUGUUUCAAAGAAUUAUUAUAAUCUACUUUGAAGUACCCAGUUGUGAUUGCAAGCCUAUGUACUCUGUUGAGCAUAAAAAUGUUUUACUGAACAUUAUUCAGAGAAUUAUUAAAUUGUAAUGUUUGUGUUUUGAAAUUACGUAUCCAGAUUCAAAUGUUUGUUUUCAAGUAUUCCUUUGAUUUUUAUUGUGCCAGUUCUUGAGUAACGUGUCUUUGUCUACAUGCUACCUGGUAAUAGUGAAUGAACUGUUUCGUAAGGUAGUUUCAAUGGUUUUAUCAAGUUGUAGAAAUUUCAAUAAUUCGAAUAAAAUAUUGGAGGAUGA
This is a messenger RNA of Nilaparvata lugens (brown planthopper), 3927 nucleotides long. RefSeq names its product neurofilament heavy polypeptide. The record is from RefSeq and is a predicted model, not a curated record. The transcript has 6 exons. Lineage: Eukaryota; Metazoa; Arthropoda; Insecta; Hemiptera; Delphacidae. Bases 583 to 1431 code for a protein of 282 amino acids.